Molecule: messenger RNA, 2578 nt
Organism: Daphnia pulicaria
Lineage: Eukaryota; Metazoa; Arthropoda; Branchiopoda; Diplostraca; Daphniidae
Exons: 7
Coding region: 427-1722 (431 amino acids)
Biological process (GO): synapse organization
Cellular component (GO): neuron projection membrane
Source: RefSeq, a predicted model, not a curated record
UAGUGGCUCGACCGUGAAACGCGCCGGUACGUCUUACUGUGUCUCUCUCUCGCUCCCAUCGUCUCGAAACUCUCGACGCUUAUCUCUUCCCACUCGAAAAUCACACCUCAGGCAAACCACCAACACUAUUCCGUAAUUGACCUCCUCCGCACAGCGCUUCGCCCUUGCCAUUCACGCGUGCAGGUAGGCUCGCUCGUGCCGUUGGCGUCUAUUUGGCAGGGCAGGUCUCUCACUUCUCUGACGAGUUUUCAUUCACCAGCAAACAAUAUCAGCUUCUAGGGUAUGUUGCGGAUGCUGUAUAAUGCGCUCCGGUGCGCCAUGCAAAUAAUUUAGACUGCUACUGCUGCUGCUGCUGCUGCUGGUGUCGUAUCGGGAUAAGCGGGCGUUGAAUCUUCAGUUAUCGUCAGUGAUGAUUGACUUGGAGAAAUGACGUGCGGGGUCCAAAUCACCGGUCAAAUGAUGCGGAUCUGUUGCUUGUGCUACUGGAUUUUGUUUCUAGUGAGCGGCAUUACCGUUGUCGGUGCAAAACCGACUAGUGCCCAAUCUAACACCCAUCGGCAUCACGCGGCAAAUAAUAAAGCCUUCAAAGCUGGGGGCGGCACUGCUGGGACUCAAUCGCUUCUGAAACGUCUCCAUCAUCACCAUCGCGUCGUUAAAGACUAUGCCGACGACUCGCCAUCCGGCCGAACUACUACGGCGGCUGCCAAGGGGAAAACGGAUGAUUUCGCCGAUUUUCCGGAAGACGAAUACCCGUCGGAUUUCCGCUGGCCAGAGUCCUAUUUCGAUUUGGAGGCCUCUUCCGACGUGGCCGUCGUUGUUGGUCAAACGGCGUUCCUAGUUUGUCGAGUCGCCGUCGCUGGAAAUUGGACGGUUUCGUGGGUUGGGCCGGACCAUUCACAUGACAACCGAAAUGUCAACCUCCUCACGGUCGGCACAGACACGUACACUCCCGACCGACGGUUCCGAGGACUUCACGUGUCCACUUCUCCCGAAUGGACGUUGCAAAUUAAAGCAACGACGCUGGAGGACGCAGGUAAUUACGAAUGUCAAUUAAGUAGCACCCCAUUGCGGACGCACGUCAUUCGACUUCACAUAAUCGAGCCGCACAUUCAGAUAUUAAACGGACCCGAAGUCUACGUUCAUGAAGGAUCGAUGUUGAACCUUACGUGCGUCAUCACACCGGCCGUUGACGCAUCUCUUCUCCUCUGGAGCCGCAACGGUCAAAUAUUGAAUUGGUUAUACCAGUCGAACCAAGUUGGAGGAAACGGUCAGCUGGACGCUAGAAUCCAUGUCUACGACGGACGUUUGUGGGUGGACCGUGGAGGUGGCGGCGACCAUAAAGACGGCGAAAACGACGACGGCGACGCUGAAAGUAGCGUCGAGCCGACCUCAAUUCAAAGGUCGGCAGAAGAAGAUGAAGAUCGCAGUAAAAGUCAGAAGCAAAAGCAAAAUUUGCCGCCAGCACCGACGACGGCCACCAUGUCUCAGCUGCUCGUCGACAAGGCCCAAAUGUUCCACUCGGGUCGUUACGUCUGUUCGGCGCUAGGAGCCUCUGGCACCUGGACUUUAGUGCACAUUCUACCUGAUGAGCAGCCGGCAGCCAUGCAGCGAGGGAAUCCAGCCUCGUCUUUCAAUCAUCCUCUUCUAGCUGGCUGGAUCGCCUUGAGUGUCUGUUUGAUUCAUCGAUACCUGGCCCCUCCGGCCGCGCUGCUGGCCGGGUGAUGAGAGACGACGGUCUUCUCUUCUCAUAGACCCCCGCAAUAGAAGUGAAGAGUUGUCAAAUCCUUCGGGACUCUCGACGGUGCCGACUCUCUUCGUGCGUGCUUGUGUGUCUAUACUCUUCUGCUUCUUCACGCUACCACAUUUUUUUUUGUUAUUUAUGUAAAGAUAAGAAGAGGAAGAAGAAGAAGAAAAAAAAGAAAAAGAAAAAAGAAAUGGAAACCAUUUGAAUGAUUGGAUAACUCAAAAAGUCUUCAGUCAUCACCAUUCAGAAAAUCUACAUGCUGAUUUAUUUUACCGUAUCCACUUUGUAUUCAUUCAGUUUAAUGUGACUUAUCACCCUUCUACUUGACCUGUGUAACACGGCAUUGCUUUUCUUUCAGGCGAAUAUUUUGAAUGGUCUUAAACGUUAGUCUACAUUUGACUUUCUAAUUUUCUUUUCCCAUUUUUAUUUAUUCAAUUUUUAUUUUGGACUUGCGUCUUGCAAAGUAUUGCAAACGUAAAUGGAGGUAAUGCGUUAGAUACAUACUGAAAAUAAGUGCGUCAUCACGAAGGUAACGUCAGUCAAUCAUGAAAUGUGAGCCAGGGAAAAAAACACAUUUGUUAUUUGUUCCAUUUAUACAUACAAGUCAAUCCAAGUUAAGUUAUUUUCUUUGCUGUUUAUCAUACCAUUUGGCUGAUAGCACCUCCGAGCAGCUUCCCCAUCAUCUGAAUAUCGUAUAAGGGACAACAUCGUCAUUUACGUCAUCGAAAUAAAAACACAAGUUACUUCGUUUUUUUUUUUUCCUUUUUAAAAAGAUCGGGUUGAUGUAUUUGAUAUUGCUUUUAUAUUUUAUGUUUUCACACACCAACCUCACAA